AUGCCUUCGCUAGCCAGCCACGCGACCUCCCAAAACUCGGACCUCGAGACAGAAGAGACUUCGAAAAUUAAUCUGUGUCAACCAUGUCCAGAAGAAACCCGCAAACGCAAAGCCUUCGUCUCCCAGUUCCUGAAGGCCAACUUUGCCCCCCUCGCCAAGUCAAACCGAUCAUACAUCGACACAGGUGCGCUCGAGCAUAUGGCCAUGAAGUGCCUACACGCUGACUUCAACACCGGAAGACUCAGCAAUGGCGUUGCGAAAUUUAUCGAUCCGAUUCCCCCGAGCAAGAUUGGUGAAUGGCUGGCUGUUACGAAGCCGUGGCUAGGGCGAGACGGCUUCUUCCAUGACCAAGAGGAUGACGGCGACGAUGAGGACAAUCCACUGGAAAACCUGGGCCCCGCCAGCCCCCAAUGGGAAGCUGCCAGUUUAUACCGAUUGAUGAAUUUCUAUCUCGUCCACGAUGGGCAAUGGAACCCAGGUAUCCUGCAGACUCAAACACUGUGGAGGAAAUACCCUAUUCCACGUGGCAGGACGCUUUGCCAGCUUUCUCAUACACGAAGCCCUCGAAAUUGGCGCGUCUGGUCCAUCUUUCGUCGGUUCCAAUACUACGAGGACAUAAUCUCUGAAAUGGGCGAAUCCCCUCUAGACCCAGAAAAGCCACAUGUCAUGGCUUUUCUAGCAGACGGCGCGCUUAUCAGAGAAGAUGUGCUUUCGACCGGCGAGUUGACUUGCAUUACGUAUUUAGUUGCAGAUGGCGCUCUGAAAUAUAAGCACCAUCGCUUUAUACCGGCGACGCUGAUAUCCGCGUCACUUCGGACUGUCCGAAUCGUGCAGGGUGUUCUUGAUUGCCAGAAAGGGACCCUCGAAAUACCCAAGUCGCAACCUGUUACUUUUUCCGAUAGCAGGAUAGCCAAUUGGGUUAAAUGGUUGACUUUACUGGGAUGGAUGAUUGGGAACCCUGCCGACGGUCUUAAGUCGAGCGACAACCCGCUCAUUCUGCACCUUGGAUCCGGAGACAGCGUCAUUCCGGUCGAACUUGCGUCUCAGGGCUACAAACGACAGCUCUGCAUCGACUUCUCUCCCACCGUCGUCGACCUCAUGACCGAACGCCACGCCGAGGUAAAAGGAUUAGAAUGGAAGCUUAUGAACGUACGUGACAUGGCCGGCGUUGCUGACAAAUCUGUCGACUUUGCCUUCGACAAGGGGACAUUGGAUGCCAUGAUACACGGUAGCCCUUGGAACCCUCCAGAAACAGUCAAGGAGAAUUCUAGCGGAUACCCGACCGAAGCAUGCUUUGCAAUGAAUGCCACGGAGUCUUUUUUUCCUGACCAAUCCCCAAGAUUCAUCGAGUACUGA
Messenger RNA from Metarhizium robertsii ARSEF 23, 1356 nucleotides. RefSeq names its product endothelin-converting enzyme. Gene Ontology annotation, molecular function: S-adenosylmethionine-dependent methyltransferase activity. The record is from RefSeq and is a predicted model, not a curated record. The coding region runs from base 1 to 1356 and encodes 451 amino acids. The transcript is spliced from 5 exons. NCBI's taxonomy places the organism in Eukaryota, Fungi, Ascomycota, Sordariomycetes, Hypocreales, Clavicipitaceae.